AUUUCGAGGAAGGAGCGCUUUCGGGAGGAUGCCUGAGUCCCGUGUCAUAUGGACCCCGACGUUUCAAGAUAAGUUCUGGGAGGAUGUCAUUAGUCAUGUUGACUUGAUCCCGUGGACUGACUACAUCCAGUAGCCAAGUUUAUGGAUGAUUAUAGUGUGAUAAGUGGCCGAGAAGAGGCAGAGUCUAUCCAUAGAAGACAUCUCCACAAUCGGCUCCGCACCGUGAUCAUGGGAAGAUAUCAUCAAGUCCCGGGUUUCGUGAUAUUCUGUGUGCUGCUGCUCCUCAUAGGCAGCUCAUGGCGUUGUUCCUAUGGAAAUUCAGUUGCACUGUCGUGCAGACGAGAAGAAAGAGAUGCGCUGCUCGAAUUCAAGCAAAGUCUUGAGGAGUCGAACUCAUCGAAUGGCUUCCUCCGCUCCUGGGAAGGAGAAGAUUGCUGCGACUGGGAAGGACUGAGCUGCGAUAGAGCCACCGGACACGUCAUCAGGCUCGAAAUACUCCCCCAGGUAACACAGGUAAAAAACGACCCUUUUUUACAGGCGUGGGCCUUCCCUUCACCAUGGGGACUCCCGCUACCAUCAGAUCCAGUAGUCCACGCCUCAGAGCUAAGCCCUUCCCUCCUGAGGCUGAGGUACCUGAACCACCUCGACCUCAGCGGCCUUCGCAUACUUGGCAGCACUCCUAUCCCUGCAUUCAUAGGUUCGAUGAAACACCUGAGCUACUUGAACCUCUCGAACGUUGGUUUUCACGGAGCGGUUCCUCCCCACUUGGGAAAUCUCACCAGCUUAGAGGUCCUCGAUCUCCAAGCCCUCUGGCCCAAUUAUGGUUUACUCCUGGCCCAUUCGCACUGGAUUUCUCGUCUCGUGGCCUUAAAGUACCUCGACUUGAGUGGUGUACCUGCUAGAAAAGCACGAGAUCUGAUGCAGGUACUCAACACGCUUCCUUCCCUAUCGCACUUGGCAAUGAGCUCUUGUUUCUCGCCCGGCGCAUUCAGUAUAUCCCCUGGUCUCUUCAACUCUAGCUUUCUCGCCAGACUCCAAUACCUCGACCUCUCAUUUAAUUUUCUUCAAGGCCCCGUUCCUACUUUCUUGCGGAAUAUGACAUCUAUCAGACAUCUCGAUCUCCACGGCAACGAUCUAAACUGUUCCAUUCCUAUUUGGUUCAGCGAUCUUAACGGCUUGGUCCAUCUCAAUCUUGAGGGUAAUCAGCUUGACAGCAUUGAAGGAGGGUUUUCGUUUUUCAUUAGAGACAAAUGCCGCCUGCGGUUCUUGAAUUUGGAAGGCAACCAACUUCAAGGGGAGAUCAGUAGAAAUUCCAGUGGAAUCUGUGCAUUUGGCCUCGAGUUCUUGAGCCUGAGAAGCAAUCGUUUCACGGGCAUUAUUCCUGAGGGUUUGGGACAACUUUCAAGGCUCGAAUUCUUGGGUCUUUCUUAUAACUCAUUGGAAGGCACGGUUUCCGAAUUGCAUUUCACGAAUCUCUUGGGAUUGAAGUACCUAGACAUCGGCUACAACCAUUUGACUGUCAAGUUGGACUCUGACUGGGCUCCUCCAUUUCGACUCAAUUUCAUCAUGAUGAGAUCUUGCAGAUUCGGAACAGAAUUCCCGCAGUGGAUUAGAUCACAAAAGGAUGCCCAUACACUAUAUCUGUCCAAUGCCUCCAUUUCCGGGGAGAUGCCGCAGUGGUUGGCAACUGAACUGAAAUUGAGGACAUUAGAUCUAUCCAAUAACUUCAUCUCAGGGAGAAUUCUUAACUUCUCUUCAACAAUGGCGAGAUUGGAUCUCUCCUACAACCUGAUCUCAGGAUCGAUUCCACCAAGUAUUGGUGAAAAUCUCGAAGUGGAAUUUUUGUUUCUCAGUGAUAACCUUCUAACCGGCCCAAUACCGGCUUCAUUGUGUCAGUUAAGGUCGGUAAUUUCUUUGGACCUUUCGAGAAACAAGCUAUCAGGCUGGAUCCCCAACUGUUGGGGGAAUGCAACUUCUAGCUUCAUCUCAGGGAAACUUUGGAACUUCUCUUCAACAAUGGGGUUAUUGGAUCUCUCCUACAACCUGAUCUCAGGAUCGAUUCCACCAAGUAUUGGUGAAAAUCUGGAAGUGUAUAAUUUGUUUCUCAGUGAUAACCAUUUAACCGGCCCAAUACCGGCUUCAUUGUGUAAGUUAAGGUCUGUACGUUCUUUGGACCUUUCGAGAAACAAGCUAUCAGGCUGGAUCCCCAACUGUUGGGGGAAUGCAACUUUGCCGUCUAUCAUAAACUUUUCAUCCAAUAGACUGUCUGGAGUUAUUCCGAGUUCCAUUGGAAAUCUUGUCGUCAGCUCUUUACACCUGAACAACAAUAGUCUCCAUGGAGAAGUCCCAGAUUCCUUUAGAAACCUGUUGGGAUUGGAGAUGUUGGAUCUUGGAGAGAAUAAGCUAUCCGGAGUUUUACCUGCAUGGAUCGGGCGGGAAGUUCAGUCAUUACGAACUCUUAGACUUCGAGAGAAUCAUUUCACUGGAACUCUUCCCAUGCAUUUGUGCUCAUUGUUCCAAUUGCAGAUUUUAGACUUGGCAGGUAACAACCUGCAUGGAACAAUUCCACGUUGCUUUGGCUCCCUGAUUGGCAUGUCUCAUCGUUCAUCCUCGCCUGAACUGAAUGAUUCUCAAUAUGCACUUUCUGCCCCGGCCCCCCCUUCGAUCCAUUGGGAUCAACAACCAGUGGCGGAGGUUGUGAAAGGAAGAGAGCUUGAAUACACCACAAACCUGAAGUUCAUGUUCUCUUUGGACCUCUCAAGCAAUAACUUUUCCGGGCCGAUUCCACACGAGCUGACAUUGCUAACCUUAUUGAACAGUUUGAAUCUAUCCCACAACCUUCUCUCAGGGAAUAUCCCGGAAAAGAUUGGGGACAUGAAGUGGCUGGAGUCGCUCGACUUCUCGGGGAACCAACUUUCAGGGGAAAUUCCACCGAGCAUAUCUCUUCUGACAAUGUUAAGCCACCUAAACCUGUCGGACAACAACCUCGCAGGUAAAAUUCCAAAGAGCAGUCAGCUAGAUUCUCUUUAUGUGUCCGAUCAUUCUAUAUAUUCGGGGAAUCCUUUACUCUGUGGCGAUCCACUUUUAAAUAAGUGCCCGGGUCAGGAGGAGGCACCCACGCCUCCAAAGACCCCGAGCAGGGAAAACAUGGGUGGCUCAGAUCCGUUGGAUAAGGUGACAUUUUAUGGAGUUGUAAUGCUCGGGUUUGCGACUGGAUUCUGGGGAGCAAUCGGGAUUCUGGUAUUCAAAAAGAGCUGGAGAGCUGCCUACUUUACAUUCACCGAAGAAAUCGCAAACAAGAUUUAUGUGGCAGUAUCAUUGAAGGUGGCCAAACUGAAAACAAGAAUGAGAGGAGAAUGAGCAGAGGCAGAGCAUAGAAGACUUGCUAUCAUUUCAGGUUGUUCCCUGUUAGUUUAUAUAUUAAAUGCAGAAUAUUAAUUUAAGCUUUAUUUUAUGAGUAUUUAUUUUGUGAAGUAAAUGCUAUAUCAAUGCUGAAUAUUAAUUUGAACUUUAUUUUAUGAGUAUUUAUUGUAUACUGUGAAAAAAAAUGUUCGAGUAUAAUUUGGUGGGCACUAACUUAUUAA
Molecule: messenger RNA, 3584 nt
Organism: Punica granatum (pomegranate)
Lineage: Eukaryota; Viridiplantae; Streptophyta; Magnoliopsida; Myrtales; Lythraceae
Source: RefSeq, a predicted model, not a curated record